Messenger RNA from Pseudopipra pipra, 3706 nucleotides. Its product is annotated as RNA-binding protein 44-like. Gene Ontology annotation, molecular function: coreceptor activity. Lineage: Eukaryota; Metazoa; Chordata; Aves; Passeriformes; Pipridae. The transcript is spliced from 17 exons. Bases 246 to 2936 code for a protein of 896 amino acids. The record is from RefSeq and is a predicted model, not a curated record. Gene Ontology annotation, biological process: regulation of G protein-coupled receptor signaling pathway; receptor internalization; cellular response to hormone stimulus. Gene Ontology annotation, cellular component: membrane; signaling receptor complex; cell surface.
CUCGGGGCCGGAGUGGGCCGGCUCGGGGCCGCGGGGCUUCAUCUGGGCAGCGGGACACCGGCUCAGCCUGCCCUGGAGCUGUGGCGUCGGGGAUGUGCUGUGGCAGCGUUCGGCUUUGAAUUCCACCGAGUCACUCAAAGCUUCGGUUAGGAGGUGAAGGGGAGAACCUGGUAGGAAGAGCCAGAGAGGUUGCAGUGGAAGUGAGUUGUGUGGAUUACUUCUGAGGAAGAGGGCAUGUUGGUACCAUGGAAGUGGGAAAGAGCAGCCAUGUUAACAGCAAAAGGAGUUCUGUCACUCAGGGCUCCUGUCCAGGUGAAGAUCCAGUUGAAGGAAGCCUUUUAAGUGAAGACUCCCAUCUGGAGUAUCUCAGUGCUCACGAGGAAUAUGCUGAUGAUACAAAUAGUUCAAGUGAAUUCUUUGAGGAGAGGGAAAUUGGAGAGGUGAAGGACAUACCACAAGGUCACAAGGUGCCACCCCACAUCAGUACAGGGGAAGAAGUGUCUGGGGACAGCAACAGGCACACUCACAGCGUCUCAAUGGAGCCAGAGGGCCCUUUCUUGUCACCAAGGGAAAGGGCCCCUAAAGUAGCUGUGCAGUUUUGCGAACAUGCAGAGUCCUCUGAUUUCUACAGCUGUGAAAAACCUGGUACCGUCCAUGUUGACAGCACUGCAGAGGAUGCUGAAACCCAGUUUCCUGUCUCUGAAAUUCCCACUAGUAAGAAUCCUGAUUUUGGCGUGGAAGUUGCAGAUGAAUCCUCCAGUGGAAGUCCCCGCAGUGUGAACUCGGAGUGCCGUGGACCCCCGAAAAGCAUGGCCGGUGUCUCUGCGGUUACACAGGCUGUCGAUGCCAGCUCUGACUUCAGAGCUUGCUUUACAACGAGCAGAAGCAGCAGUGCUCAGGUUUGUCUCUGCUCCAGGGCAAUUAACACAGAGAUAACAAUGAUGAACAAAUCUCGACCGGUGGGAUGGCCCCGUCAAAACUGUGUGGAUGCUGCUUCCAACACAGAGUGGUCAUUCGGAGCCCACAGCUCACAUGUUCAGGAGCAGUGUGAAUCAAAGAAUCAGCUGUGUACCUGUGAUUGGAAGAUGAGCGCUGACAGGCCAGUACAUCUCAACAAGCAAACCGUGAAGAACUCUGUGUCAAGCUGCUGUCAAAACACUCUGCAGAGAGCAACUGAGGCAGAGCUGCAGCUUCUGGCCAUCCAUUAUAAGAUGUGCUAUCAGCACUGCUUGACGGUUUAUCAGCUGGCUUUUGAGGAGAACACAGCUUUUGGGAGUAGAUGUGAUGAGAAGACUGAAUUACAUUCAUCUCUGCUGUUGGUUUUGGAAGAGCUAGAAAAUAAUUACAACAAUAUGAGAAUGGAAAUAAACAUGGGCAUACCUUUAAAUGCUCUCCCACCACUGUCAGUUGAAGUGAAGUUACCCCCAAUCUCUUCUUUUUAUGUCCCUGGCGAGUUUUUCAGAAAGUCUCUUGGCUCUGAUGGUCUUCCAGGUGAAGAAAAAGCUGAUGUUGAAGCACCAGAAAUGCAAGAGCAGACUUCUGUCAAUAGGGACAAGUCACAGACUGAAGGUGGUCAGCCAAGGGACUCUGCUUCCCCCGAGGCACGGGAAGGACAACAUAAAGGCCGGGAUCUGAAACAUGGCCGUAUGAAAACUGAGGAAGGGACUGAAUAUUGGUUUGAUGCUAAAGAAGAGCUGACAAUGUCAGAUUUUCCAGUAAUACCUGAAGAAACGAAAAAGCAACAAGAAAAGCAAGGCACGGAAGCUAAGACAGUGCAGAGUGGGAAUGAACAUUCUGCUGUUCAUGUUGGUGGCCCAGGUUCUUCAGUGCUGGAGGAUACUGGAGAAAAUUCCCUGCAGAAAACGUCUUAUUCUUACAGCAUUGAACCAGGUGAUAUCUUUAAUUCUCCUUAUGCACUGAACUUGAGUAGCUUUACCAAGCUGAUUAAGAGACUUCAAGCAACCCAUCCAGAGGCUAGCAGAGACCAAAUUGUGGAGGCUAUUCAGCAGGUGAGGAAAAACAACAAAGGUAUGCUAUGUGGCUUGGCCAUCAGUACUAUUGAGGAAAGGACCUCUGCCAUUCUGAGGAAAUCAAUGCCCAAUUGUGGGCAGGAAAAGCAGUCAGAACUGCUGUCGGUAACGCUGUCAAAGCCCAGCUUUGUACUGUACCCUUCCUUGGUCCUGCUGCUGCAGAUAGAAGCAGGGCUAAGGAAACCGCGUGGGGAAGAAGGACUCCUCGACGCUUUCCUUCUGAACUGUUCGCUCCCUUUCCCGCGGCUCCGGGCUACGGCUGCGGAGUCGGAGGUAACGAGAGCCUCGGCUACAUCCUGCAGGCGCCUCGGGAGAGGUUCCCCCGGUCUCUGGGGAGAAGGGGGUGUUGCGGACGAGCGAGCCCCGUGGAGCGGGCGGGGCCCGCGGCCGCCCCGGGUCCGCCCCUGCGCUCAGCGCCGCGGGCGCGGAGCCCGCCCGGCCCCGGAGCGGAGCCGCUCCUGCCGCGGGGCCAUGGCCCUGCUCCCGCGGCGCUUCCUCUGCUUCGUCCUGGCCCAGCACUUCAUCGCGGCGACGGCGUGCCAGGAGCCGGACUACGGCUGGAUGAUCCGGCACUACUGCCUGAAGCAGUUCCAGCUCAGCAUGGAGGGCAUUGGGCAGCGGCUCUGGUGCGACUGGGAUGAGACCGUGGGCACGUACGGGGAGCUGACCAACUGCACGGUGCUGAUCGCCGAGAGGCUCGACUGCUACUGGCCCAACCGGCAGGUGGACGAGUUCUUCGUGGCCGUGCACAGACAGUACUUCAGGAACUGCUCCCCGUCCGGGCGGGCGCUGCACGACCCCCCCAACGCCGUCCUGUGCCCCUUCAUCCUGCUGCCCGUGCUCGUCACCCUGCUCAUGACCGCGCUGGUGGUGUGGAGGAGCAAACGCAGCGAGGGCAUCGUGUAGGGAACGCCCCGCGGCCAGCCCAGGGGAGCGACGGGGGGAUCUCCCCUGGAACGUGCCUGGUUUUUUUGGGAAGACCCUGGCAGAGGAGCAUCACGGAGGGUACCAAGCUCUGGAAGCAGAGACAGCAUCGCCACUGCUCCUCUUCACCAGUACCCUCUGUGCCACACCCCCGGCGGUUUCCCAAUGAAUGCAUCAUUUAAGACAGGGUUGUUGGGCAAAAUGGGAUUCUGGGGGCCAGGGAGGCUGUCAUGGACUGCCCGGGCAGCUGGGAGUUCUCCUGGGAUACCGGGGAGCACCACUCACCCCAGGAUCUGCACUGCUCUGCUCCGCCUUUCCCAACUGCUUCCUCCCUGGCAACCCCCAGCACUGUGUGCCAAGAGAGAAGAAUUUUUAAAGGGAAAAAAAAAACGUACAAGGAAAGGGGGUGUGGGGAGUUGAAAUCCUACUGUUCCCGCAGUGCCGGCGCAGCAUCGACAUGUGACUGCGAGGCCGGCAGGUCUGGGCACAGAGAAACCUCCACGGCUUCCUCUUUUUGUCCCUUUUUUUUUGUUCAGCACACUUGGAAAGGCAUCUUUUCCCCCCGUCCCCAGCCUAAGGACAAGGCCUGCACAGGGUGGGUUUUGCCCUGGAUGACAGGCAGCAGUGGGUGAAAGUUGGCACUGGGAGCUGGUGGCACUGGUGGUAACUGUGGCAAUGCCCCGGGGGGCUAAUGAGGAAUGGGAAUAAGGUGCUUUUCCUAUCUAAAUAAAUAAAUACCUACAUAAACCAGG